AUGUCACUGAGCUACCCCACACAAGAAAACCUUAACAAAGCUGCGUUCGUUCUUGCAACAAUACAGAAUACUUAUAAAUUAAACUUGACAAAACUGGCGGACGGGGUGUUGAAUGUUAGCUUCAAGACCCCUCUGAACGAACAUGAUUGUUUUGCGAUAGGUGUAACUUUCGCCGAAGAAGAAAAGUAUCAUAUAGCAGUUGUAUGGUUACUGGAGGCUUUCAGAAGAUUUAACAAAACGGAUGGGGCAGAUGAAUUAGGAGCUAAUAUCUUAAAUAAUCUUGUCUAUGCCUACAAAAUGCUAAAUAAUAUAAAAGAAGCGUCAUUUUGGCUUCAACAACUCCUACAUGCGGUGCCGGAACAUCCUCAACUAAAGUGCAAGUACCUAUCAGAAAACCAUCCUUUCUUAAAACUAGCACCAGUGAAGUUAGAGGAACUUUAUUUGGGGCCCGAUGUGUACCUGUUCCACAAUGUAAUCAGUGACCGCGAAAUAGAGGACAUUAAUUCGGUAUCCAAAACACGAUUUAAGCCAUGCGCUUUGUUCAAAAAGAGAAAAAGUGCAGAAUAUCGGUUGCGACUCUGUGAUUCCACGUUUUUAGAAGAUGAUAUUGGAUCUAAAACUUUGAUAAAACUGUAUCGUCGUGUGCAUGAUUUCACCGGAAUGACUGUAAACUAUUCAGAGGAGUUACACGUUGUCAAAUACUCGGUAGGAGGAUAUUACGCUCCUCACACAGAUUUUUGGCGUAAAACAACCUCGGAGUUAGGAUACGAAAUUCAAGGAAAUCGGUUAGCAACUGUACUUUUUUACGUAAGUGUCGUGGAGAAGGUAAUUUCUAAUUUGAUUAAAGAUUACGUCAGUGUCGUGGAGAAGUUAUCCAGUCCCGGUCAAGGAGGUGCAACAGUGUUUCCACAUCUUGGUCUAAAUGUGUACCCAGUUAAGGGAGCAGCCUUAUUCUGGAAGAAUUUGUAUGCUUCAGGUGAAGGAGACCUAGAUACGGUUCACGCUUCUUGUCCAGUGAUUCGCGGGUCUAAGAUGAUAAUGACUCAGUGGAUAAACAGCAUCGGUCAAGAGCUGUCAUUGCCGUGUAGUUUGAAAAAAGAGCAAGGAUGGCGCGAAAACCUAAAAUUGCCUAUUUUAGAAAAAAUAAUGAAUACUUCUAAACAUGUACAAAUAAAAAGAGACAUGCAAAAUUGUCGACGAUAUGAUUCGAGAAAAGUUUUUAGUAGGUACUAA
Molecule: messenger RNA, 1233 nt
Organism: Hyposmocoma kahamanoa
Lineage: Eukaryota; Metazoa; Arthropoda; Insecta; Lepidoptera; Cosmopterigidae
Product: prolyl 4-hydroxylase subunit alpha-2-like
Exons: 8
Coding region: 1-1233 (410 amino acids)
Biological process (GO): peptidyl-proline hydroxylation to 4-hydroxy-L-proline
Cellular component (GO): endoplasmic reticulum
Molecular function (GO): iron ion binding; protein binding; procollagen-proline 4-dioxygenase activity
Source: RefSeq, a predicted model, not a curated record